AACAAAAUUCUUAUAUAUAUAAUAACACAAUUGAUUCAAUCUAUUAUACACUAACAACUCAAAAAAAAAAAAAAAACAAAGAACAAAGUUUAUAACAAGAAAUUACAAAUUUCAUAUAUUAGCAACCAAAAAAAAAAUGGAUUCAAAGGGAGCUGCAUCAAAUCAAACUUAUGAAGAUUUUGUGCCAACUACAGAGUUGGUGCAAGAACAAGACUCUGAUAUUCUUCUCAUUCAUCUCACAGGUUUCAAAAAGGAACAAGUGAGGGUUCAACUGACUAAAACAGGAAUUCUGAAGAUCAGUGGACAAAGGCCAGUUGCUGAGAGCAAAUGGCUUAGAUUUCAAAAGGAUUUUCCUGUUUCACAAAAUUGCGACAAGACGAAAAUCAGUGCAAAGUUUGAAAAUGGCAUUCUUCAUGUCAAACAACCAAAACUGAUUACUUCAUCAGAGAACAAAGGUCAAGAACUGCCAACAUCUGAUGCUCAACAACAACAAAAACCAGCAGACGAGCCACAAUCAACGCCUCAGAGGAAAGACGAACAACAAACAAAAGACGAAAAAACACCAACACCAACAGAAGAAUUGCCUAAACAUCAGGAUACUAAUGCUGACAAGCCUGAAAUGGAAGAACCAAACACAAAAGAAGCUAAUGAUCUCGCGGAAAAAACACCUGCUGAAAGGACAGGUGCAAGUAGCACUGUGGAAGAUGGAAAUAAACCGAGUUAUGCGUGUAAACUUGAUAAAGAUGCAUAUACUGGAACUGCAACUGUUCUAGCUGAGAAGCUGAAGAUGCCAAGGAAAUUGAUGAACAUGACUCUGAUUGCUCUUUUGGUUCUUGGAAUUGGCCUAUAUAUCAGCAAUAAGAUGAAAUCCAACAAUUAAAUAGCUGAAGAAUGACGUUUUUCGUCUAAUAACCAAAACUAAGUUGGGAUAUUUGGCAUUUCUCCCAGUUCAUGUGAGUGAGUAUGAAGAAAACUCACUGACUACUACUCUUCCUUUUUCUCAUUGCAUUGCUGAAUUGUAUACAUGAAACAUUCGUUUCAAAAAUUUAUAUCGAAUAAAAAUAUGACAUGAGUUAUACUAAGGUUUUCUGAUAUA
This is a messenger RNA of Solanum lycopersicum (tomato), 1096 nucleotides long. RefSeq names its product inactive protein RESTRICTED TEV MOVEMENT 2-like. The record is from RefSeq and is a predicted model, not a curated record. NCBI's taxonomy places the organism in Eukaryota, Viridiplantae, Streptophyta, Magnoliopsida, Solanales, Solanaceae.